AUGUUGACUUUCGAAGGUCAGAAGAUCCUGGGCUCUCAGAACAUCGUGGCCAAGCUCACCAGCCUCCCCUUCCAGCAGCGCCAGCUCCAAAUCACCACCGUCGAUUGUCAGCCUUCUGGACACGCUGGUGGUAUACUCGUUUUCGUCAGCGGCAAUCUGCAACUUGCUGGUGAGCAGCAUGCUCUCAAGUUGAGUCAGCUAGAUGCUGUUUAA
Ilex paraguariensis (yerba mate) is the source of this 213-nucleotide messenger RNA. NCBI's taxonomy places the organism in Eukaryota, Viridiplantae, Streptophyta, Magnoliopsida, Aquifoliales, Aquifoliaceae. The record is from the annotation of a GenBank genome assembly.